Messenger RNA from Calidris pugnax (ruff), 6838 nucleotides. It is a transcript of the gene GAP43, whose product is annotated as growth associated protein 43. Gene Ontology annotation, biological process: axon choice point recognition; tissue regeneration; axon regeneration. The transcript has 3 exons. Bases 93 to 836 code for a protein of 247 amino acids. Lineage: Eukaryota; Metazoa; Chordata; Aves; Charadriiformes; Scolopacidae. Gene Ontology annotation, cellular component: cytoplasm; postsynaptic density; plasma membrane. The record is from RefSeq and is a predicted model, not a curated record. Gene Ontology annotation, molecular function: calmodulin binding; phosphatidylinositol phosphate binding; lysophosphatidic acid binding.
UGGAGAGGGUGGGGGGGAGAGAUAAGAGAGAGAAGAGGAAAAGGAGAGAGGAGAAGGAAGGAAGAAGAAGGAAGGAAGGGGACAAUACGAUCAUGCUGUGCUGUAUGAGAAGAACAAAACAGGUUGAAAAAAAUGAGGACGGGGACCAAAAGAUCGAGCAAGAUGGCAUCAAACCAGAAGAUAAAGCUCAUAAGGCAGCCACCAAAAUCCAGGCCAGCUUCCGCGGACACAUAACAAGGAAAAAGCUCAAGGGGGAGAAGAAGGGAGAUGCCCCGGCAUCCGAGGCUGAUGCCGCCGACAAGAAGGAGGAAGGCCCUGCUGGCGGAGCGGCCGAGAACAAAGAGAGCGAGGCUCCCACUGCCACAGAAGCGGCCGCCGCUGACAGUGCCCAGCUGGAGGAGGGCAGCAAAGACAGCAGCGCGCCAGCGGAGGAGAAAAAAGGGGACGGAGCCGCCGACACGGGCUCAGAGCAGCCAGCCCCACAGGCUGCCACCCCUGCUGCCUCCUCGGAGGAGAAGCCUGCUGCUGCCGCCGCCGAAACGGAAAGUGCCACUAAAGCUUCCACUGAUAACUCGCCGUCCUUGAAGGCUGACGAAGCCCAAGACAAAGAGGAGCCUAAACAAGCCGACGUGCCUGCUGCUGACACCACUGCCACCACCACCCCUGCUGCAGAGGAUGCUACUGCCAAGGCAACAGCGCAACCCCAAAUGGAGACAGUGGAGAGCAGCCAAACCGAAGAGAAGACAGAUGCUGUAGAAGAAACCAAACCUACUGAAAGUGCCCAGCAGGAAGAGGUGAAAGAAGAAGAGAGCAAGGCGGACCAAGAAAAUGCCUGAACAUUAAGAAAUGACUCCCCAUUGCCCCUCCCUCCCUCCCCCUAUCUUCUAUCCUUCCUUCCCAUUCCAAUCUCGAUCUCCCCCCUUCCUGCUCACAUCUGUGAGCCUGUCCGUCCCUCUCCCAUUCCCACUUAAACCCUUUUUCUCUCUGUGUGGCAAACAUUUAAAAAAAAAAAAAAAAAAAAAAAGCAGGAAAAAUCCCAGUCAAACAGUGUGGCUUAAACAUUUCUUUGUUUCUUGGUGUUGUUAUGGCGAGUUUUUUGGUAAUGAUGAUCCAAUCAUUUUGGGAAAAUUCUUGCACUGUAUCAGAGUUCUUUGACCUGGCGCGUGCGUGUGUCUGUCUGCCCACCGCGAGCGCGCUCUCUCUCUCUCUCUCUCUCCUCUCUCUCUUCUCCAAGUGUGUGUGUGCGCAAUGUUACGUUCAUCCGAGGAGUCCAGACUUACCGAGUGAGUUAAAACAAAAGAGGAAAGAAAAAAAAAAAAAAAAUUCCUUUUCUUCCUUUUUCAAUGUGAUGGAAUGAACGAAAGAAAAAAAAAAAAAAAAAGACCAAACCAAACAAACAAAUGAAUGAAAAAUCGUACUAAACCCCAGUUUGUUUUCAGAACUAGAACAACAAAAAAAAUGUGCCAAUUAGCGUAAUGCUUGGCUCCAGGCUCCUUUUUCAAACUGAACAAUAAUUAUAAUAAAUGAGAAUAAUGAUCAUUAAUACUACCGUGUCGCAUUUCUAUGCUGCUGUACAUCCUGCUGGCCUGCCAGCUGAAUGGUGGGCCACUUCUUGCACGGCCCCACUGUGCUCCUUGGCCAUGAGUCAGUGACCGACCCACUCCCUAGCACUGCUGAGGGGGUUUUUAAGGGAAGCAGGCUUGGAUUUUGAGGGAGGUCUUAGCACCAGCUAACAUAAAUAAUGAAAGUAGCAAAGUCAAAUUUCACUGAAUUUUUUUAGAGUUGGAAGGGACCGUAGAGAUCAUCUAGUCCAAAGAACAAAAUAAGCAGCCCUCUAGGACACCUGUAGGCCCUGAUUUGGAGAAGCAUGGUGACGGAGGGAUGACCCCAGGCAGCCCUGUGGGUCCCAGCAGAGGAACCAGCUUUGGUCCAUGCUGAAGGUCUAACCCCUGCCAAGGGCCACACCGAGGGCUCUAAGGGGAGAGAGUCCUGGGGCCUGAGCUCCCCCCAGCAGCAGCAUGAUGCUGACCCCACUGGGCUGUGGUUGGAGAAGUCAUUGAGAAACAUAGUGUAGCCCUCCAAAAAUGUUGUUUGGCAAAAUAAAUUGGGUAAAUUGGUACAUAGGCAGGACAAGGUCUGGUAGCAUCAGUUGAGAGCACUUUGAGAAAUACCUCGUUUCUGCUCCCUGGUGAAACCCGGGUUGGGUGACCCAGGUCUAAUGAGGACCAAGGCUUUUAGCUGUUUUUUAUGCCCUUCCUCCACAGCCAGCUAAAAGCCUGGUGCAGGCUUGGUGCCGCGGGCAGAGCACCACCUUGUCCAUCUCCACUGCCACUUUCCACGGGGUGUGGGAUGUUCCCUGGUGCGUGCCAACUGCAUGCCCAUAGACCCAGGCUGUACUGGUGGAGGACUGAGAGAUGCCCAGCCCUGAGGCUGAAUGGCUGUGGGGAUCUGCUGUUCUGUUCAUGAGCUACAAGAGGGAACAGUUAAAGUGAAUUCACUAAUAGGUGGGCUUUCAUAAAAGCCCAGUUAUUGCUCUGUCACUGCCCUGAUUAUUAGCAUGUGCUUCCCCACCAGCUUGUGCAGGGUUUCCUGGGUGCUCUGCAGGUUUGCUGUACAGCGCUGCAGGGCCACGAUUAAAUUGGCCUCACAGCAGUUACACCAAAAAGAUGGGUCUGCUGACAGCCCCACCGGCCCUUGGUGGUUGAUGCUUGGAGUGGCCGCCCCACAGCCUUCAGAGGGCUCGUUGGCCCUCCCUGCCCCACUCCUUUGUUCUCCUCCAUCUCUUCGUUGGAAAUAGGGAGAAAAGAUGAACAGUGUCUCCUCAGAGAUGAUCGGUUUGAACAUAGACCGCUCACUGGAAGUGCCAUCAAAAGGCAUCAGGAUUCAUUUCAUGUGCUUCCUGGCGUUGUGUAGAAAUAAGAGAGAGAGAGAGUGGGAGGAUUUUAAAAAAAGAGAGGGAAAGAGAGAGUGGGAGAGAGAUUGGACAGAGAUUUUUAAAAACAGGGAUUAGAGAGAUGAGGGGGGGAAAGAUUUUCGAGUGGAUAGAUGGAUGAUAGGGAGAGAGAGGGGAGUAUAGCUAGAGUAAGAAAGAUUAGAGUGAAAAAGAUGAGAGAGAGACAGGAAGAAAUUAGCUAACAUGGAGCAAUAGAUGAUUGAUAGAGAUAGUGAAACGUAGCUAGCUAAAGUAGAUUAGACAGACUAAAUAGGUAGAAGGAUGGGCUGACUGACAGAUAGGUAUUGUGUCAUACUUCAUAAACGAUAUAUAUGCUAAUAUUCCCAUGUCAUGAUGGGUGGUAAACCCUGAGACACCUUCCAGCCUGACCUCAAUUCAGCAGAUGUAGCGCGGACAUCAGGCAUUGCUUGGACCGUAUGUCAGGUCUCACCACCCUGCCCGUUUCUGCCGCGGAAGGGGCAGGGGGGUGGAUGGUGUUUGGGGAGGGAGAGCGCUCUGAUGGACACGGGGGGCCGAGGCGUAGGGAGGAGAGGCGUAGAGUAUGUUUGCUGUUCGUAGCACACGAGGUGCUCAGCCCAGCUCGGACGUUGCAGAACGCCCCGUGUCUCUAGCACUGAGUCGAGAGAAAACUGAGGUUCAGCUCUCAGGAUUUGUGGGAGAGGUGUUUGGGAGGAGGUAGGAAGGAGAAAGAGAGCAUGGUUUUUGUUUAGCCUCAUCUCCUGUCAUGACCAUUUAAAAGCGUUUUCUUAAGGACUGUCUUGCCUGUUUCUGCAAAGACCGUGUGGUCUCCCUGCUCUUCUGACUUCAGACCCCAAACUUUUCAUCUUACCUCCACUUUACUAUUACUAUUUUUAACUUUAUAAGGAAAAGAAAACUGCCUCUCAUGUCUUCCUGGACAUAGGCCUUCCUCCCUCCUCAAAAAACCAGAAACAUUUUUCUCUCCCCAGAGAUGUUUUAGCUUUGCAUUUCGCAUGUUGCCUCCCCCUUGGCUGAUGGUUGGGGCAUCGUGCGCGUUUUGUCACCAUUCUUAAGAACAUACUUUGCCAUGUUGCUUAGAGAACAAAGGGUUGCGUUUUGUGUUUUGGGUUUUUUCCCCCACAAAGAGAACGGGGUAUGUGGUUACCAACUGCAAACCUAAAUAAUUUAGAUACUAAUUCCUCUCCCUUGGUUCCAGUUUAAAAUUACUGGCUGUAACCAAGCACACCCCCCCCAUCUUUCUUAUUGUACCGUGUCCUGAUCCUGCCAGAGAGUCAGGGCAAAGAGAGCGUGAGAGAGAGCACACAGACAAACCCUGCCUUGAGCAGGCAGUGGCUUAAUGUGUAAUACACAAGGUUUGUAUAGGAAGCUGGGCUGUCUUCAGGGUACAGGAAGAGAGCAGAGAAAAGCAUUUGGAUUUCCUCGAGUUGCCUCUUCAGCCAGAUUUUUAAAAGGCUGAAAGGAAACAGUAUAAAGGAUAUAGCAUGGGACGGAAGCUGGAAGGAGAACAGGGGUAUUUGAGGAACAAUUUUUCUAGCAGGGUAUCAAGUGAGCUGAGAGCAGCACAAGAGGCAGGAGGUCCCAGAAGUAAAGAGUGGAGCAAAGAGUACCCAGCAGAGUAGUUGGAGCUUUUCCUGAUGCAACAACCAACACAAAUUCCCCAGGGAGUAAAUACCUAAUCCUCUCUCCCUGAAGAGGAUUUGCCUGGAGGUGUCUGUGGUUGUUACUUUAUGUAUGGAGAGGGAAGGGCUUGUCGGAAUGACUCGCACUGGGAAAAUGGUGCCUGACCUCACGUAGAGUGCUGUGGAAAUUCAGAGUCCAAGAGGGGCUUUUCCCAUGCCCCUAUAGUAAGAUAUGCUAGUGAUCCACAUCUAUACUGAAUGCUUGUACCAGCUGUAGGCCAGCUCUUGACAUUUCACCUCAUCUAGACUAAGCCUUGGAAAAGUAUAAAAAAAUCCCAACCUAACACCCCUCCCGCCCCCCAUCGAUGCAGUAGGUCAUUCUCAUGAAUUUGGUCUGCUUUGCAAGGCUUGUGGCACCUGCAGACUAUCUGCAUUGAUAGCGUAUAAAAACCCACAGCCCUUGCAAUAGUUGCAUCAGCCAAGAAGCUCCACUGUGAGCCACAUUCCAAAGGGAGAGGAAGGGCACGCUGCUGAGAUCCCUUCAGACCCGGUAUUUUCCAACCCCAAACCCUAAUGCGGCCCCACGAGAGGCCUUAGCUAGAAGGAACUCACCUAUGGUGACAAUGUAAACACCAUCACUUGGGGAACGUGUCACUCCAAAUGAAAGAAAUGGCCAUGACCGGAGGAGAGGGUUUUAGAAAGAAAGAAAGGAAAGAAGAAAAAAAGAAAGAGAGAGUUCAUACCAAACUCCCCACGGGAGUGAUUUCUUUUUUCCUGCACUCUCCGAAUGGCAAACUGCUGCAUGAGGCUUUUUGUACCGAAGGUCUGGUGUUUGUCAUAGGUGUCUUAGGAAGGAAAGAGAGCGGCUGUGGUUUGUGGAGGUGGAAGGAAGGGUCUGAAUGAAUGUUUUUGUGGCCACUCUUGGCUAAGAAGUCCAUUCAGUGGUUGCCUGCAGCUCAGCAAUGCAGGGGAGUGGUGGUGGUGGUGGUGGUGGUCCUCUUCCAGGCCUGUGCUCAGAUUCCCUGCUUUUCCGCAUUGCCACAUUAGCACUUUCACUGGAUAUUUAGAGCACCUCAGGACUGGUUCUCCUCUCGCUCACACUGGGGUAACUCAGGAGUCGCUCCACUGGAACCAGUGGUGUUAAUCUGGUGUGAAAAUAAUGCGAGAGGAGGAUUCAACUCCUCGGGGGGGGGAUUUUCCAGGUCCCCGAGGGGGAAAAAAAAAUCAAUGGGAGUUACAUGUCUAACUGCCACUUGUGCCUGUGAAAGUCUGCCCCUUACCUACCCGUAUGUAUAUAGGGUACAGUUUUCAGAAUAACCUAAGUGACGUGGGCACUUGAGAGCACACAUUUCACUGGCUUUCAAAGAUACAUAAGCUCCUAAGGCCCAGAUGCUGGAGGAUGGCUAAACUCCUCUCUGAAGCAAAUUUGGGGUCUUGGGCCUAAAAUUCUCCGGUCACUUUCCAAAUUGGAACUGAAGAUCCUGAGUCAUUUAGGUGGUCCUGAAAGCACUACCCUCUAUCCAUUUUUCAGGGUGUUGAUCUCAGGUCAUGUGCGAGCCUGCAUUCUUGCCUACAACGCUUUAUUACUACAUUCCUCUGUUGAGCAAUACUUGGAAGAAGAGGUGAAGGUUGAGAUUUGCAGAACAGGCUAGUGAUCCCAGUGGCUCACGUCUGGAGUGCCCAACUUGAGAGACACCUUGCUGGGGCCCAAUCCACAGGUCCCCCCCGUGUACUCUGAACAUCAAGAUUCAUGUAUUACACACCCAGAACCACUGGUCACUUCCCAAAAAGAAUCCCAGCCUGAGACCUAGACUACUCUCACAAAAGAAAAUCCUAGGUGAACCGUUCAUCCAAUAGCUUGGUUUUUCUGCUCAUGCCUGUUCCCAAUGAACGAAACACAUCCCUGUGCAUCACCUAAGCCCUAUUUUGAGGAGUUACACUGGCAUACAGCUGAAGUAACAGUAGUAAAUCGGGGCCUGAAGAAGGCGGCUACAGCCUAGAGAGUAUCAAGAACUGUGACGUGUCUGGAAGCUAAUAAGAGCAGAACUUGACGAUUAGAGCGGCCCAUUUCCGAUGCUCUUGUGUGAGGAUCUGGAAAGAGUCUCUCACUCAUUGUACUUGUGCAUUAUGAAUGUGUCCAUCUGCAGAGAUCUAAUGUACACAUAUGUCCUGAAUAUUGUCCUAAGGUUGCAAGCUUCAAAAAUGAGCAGAAAACAUUCCCGAGAAGUGAGAAUAAUACAGAUGUCUGUAUUUGAAAAAUUGGUUCAAAUAAAGUCUCUCACUUAUA